This is a messenger RNA of Entrophospora sp. SA101, 2700 nucleotides long. Lineage: Eukaryota; Fungi; Glomeromycota; Glomeromycetes; Entrophosporales; Entrophosporaceae. The record is from the annotation of a GenBank genome assembly.
AUGUUUAAAUCAUCAUUAAUUAAACAAAGAGGAAGAGGUAGUUUAAAAAGAGGCUUAAGUUCAAAAAAGAAACCAAAAGGAAAUUCUUCGAUUCCUAUUAUAACAAUUAUUGAGGCUGAAUUUAUAAUUAAUUUACUUGUACGAGAAAUUUGUUCAAGAGGUUGGUUGGUUGGUUUAAUCGAAGCCAACAUUUAUAUUUAUAAGAUAUUUAGUCCAGCUAAAACAAAAGAACAAUUUGACGAGGUCGGGUAUCUUGUAGAUUGUAUUUUAAGAGGUGAUAAAAGGGAAUACGAGGAAGAACUUAAAUUUCAAGAUUUACAUAAUAUCGCUUUGGGAAUUAGAUGGACACUGGAGAAUUGCAAUGUACCAUUAGUACCAUAUCAAAAUUAUAAAGAUUUUGUUAGUAAUGAACAAGACUGGCAAUAUGAUCCUAAAAAAGGAUCAUUCAAUCAAUUCAUAGCAUCAUUAUUCAAGUCAAAUCAACAAAUACUCUUGUCGAUAUUUGAUUUAUUCUCUCAACUAAUCAUCAUUUCACCAUCAAAUCACAACAAUAAGAUGUUUGUGACAAUGAAACUAAUCAAAUCAGUCUCAAUGUGCAUAAUGAAAGAUGAGGUAAACAACAACAACAAUAAUGCCGGCGACACUAACAACAAUGAUGUUUUACUAGGAUCAUCAUCACCACCAUUAUCACCGUUUGAAACUGCUUAUAAAAAAUGGUUAAAGACUUCAAAUAAUUUAUUACAUUUAUUUCUUGCGUAUUUAAGAGAGAUAUCUGUUUCACAAAAUGAAACAAAUCUUGAUCCAAAAUUGUCAUUUUUAUUGGAUAAUUAUGUUGAGAACAGAAAAAAAUGCUUGUUAAAUCCUAAUACCGAAUAUUAUUCUUUAGUUGACACUUCCAAUAAACAAGAUUUGGGUUCGAUAUUAGUAAAAAAAUCAUCAAAGGAAGUACUUCCAGAUAAUCACCAAGUAAAUACUGGUCUUAGUAAUUUAUUAUCUUCUAUUGCUGGUCCUUCAACUUUCAAUGCAUUAAAACGUCGUACCAGUUUAAUGGUUGGUGAGAAAUCAAUCGAACAAAAAUGGUCCGACUUGCAAAAUGAAGGAAUUGAUUUAUUAUCUGAACCAGCCCUCAAGUUGUUUUUCGUUUUUGAUGAAAGGGAUGAGUCUCCGACAUUAUCAUCAAAUUCAUCAUUAAAUUUCCAUUUGAAAAGAAAAAAUUUCAAUAACAACAGCAAUCCUAACAUUCGCCAUUCUAAUUUCAAACAAUCAUUUUUAUGGGAAGAAUUUAAAAAUAUUGGAUUCAAAGAUCCAGAUGAUAAUGUUUUAAGUAUUGGUUCAACAUUAGGCACAAGCAUAAGUGAAUCAUUAUCUGAUAAUAAUAACAAUUAUUUGAGUUACUCAUCAUCAUUUUCUAUUGCAAAUAACGGCAACAAUAACGACAAAAGAGAUUUGAAGUUUUUAUGUAUUAGAAUAAAAAGAAACAAAAGAAAUAGGCGCAGUAAGAAUAAUAGUGAUAGUAAAGAAUUUCAAGAAGCGGUAGAAGGAGAAGAUGAUUACUUGGUAAUUGAAGCAAUUGAUGAAAUAUCACCAUUUGUUUGGAUCGAAAAUUUGCAAAAUCAAAUAGAAAAAAUGAGCGAAUGGGUGAUUUUGGAAACUAAAGUUGGAAUAGAAUUUAAUGAACCGGAUUGGAUUUUAUUAAAUGAUAAACAAAAGUUUUUAACUGAACUUGAGGAACGAUCAACAAAUCGUCAUAAAUUGAAUCAGGGGGAAAAAAUAGGCAACAAUGAUGGCAACGUUGGGAGUAUUAGAAUGUCAAUAUUAAAUGGGCUUAAUUUGCCCUGGACAAAAUUAUUACUAACAAAUCGACUUAGUAAAUUUAAUUCCAGCAAUCAAAAUCUAACAAAUGAUAAUGGCAAUAACAAUAAUAAAAAAUUAUUACCAGAUAAAAAUGUUGAAAAGGAUACUGUUUAUCCACAACAUCGAACACAUUCUCCUCCUCUACAUCAUAAAUAUGGAUAUUCUAAACUCCCACAACGUAACUAUGAUAAUAUUGAGGAAGUGGGAGAUGCUGAAGCCGGUGCAAGUGUUGGUGUUGGAAUCGGAACAACAAGUACAGCUACUCCUGCAACUACUACCAAAAAUACCAAGAUUGUAACAGAAGGAGAAAAUGAGUCAAGUGGAAUAGUGGAGAUAUCAAAUGAAGACGACGAAAGCCCUAUUGAUUAUGAAUAUCAACCAUCAGCUACAGAAGCACCAAAAUCGGCAGCAACAGACUCACCUUCUCUUCCUCCUUCUUCUUCAGCAUCAUCAAUAGCAAUUGAUAAUUAUUAUUAUCAAUAUGAGGAUGAUAAUGAUCUUCAAUAUAAUGCCAUCUCUUCAUCAUCGUCAACAUCUACAACUGCAAAGAAAAUAAGACAACAAAAUUAUCAACAACCUCCAUAUGGAUAUUAUUACCCUUCCCCUCCAACAUUGCCACCACCGCAUCUUGCCAGUAGUGUUCGUAACAGUAUUCGCAGUAGUAAUAGCAGUAAAAGCGGCAGUAUUGGAAGUGGUGGAUAUGUAGCACAAAGUAGAAUGGUCCGACCUCAACUUCUCCCAAGACCAAAAAACCAUCAAACAUUUUAUAAAGGUUAUGAUCAAACGUACAUGCCUACAAAUAAUCCAACACCAAUGUCUGCAAAAAUGUUUAUUAAUCCUAUUUAG